UAGACCCAGAGCUGGCCAGGAAGGAAGGAGCUUCAGCUCAGUGUACCACUCCAUCUGUCCCUCUCCUCAGAAUCUGGGCACUUUGUUCUGUACCCCACAGACAUACACACACUGGCUCCUGUGUCUCUGUCCUCCACCCUGACCUCCCCUCAGGUCCAUGUCUCAGCCAUGACGCCUCUCAAAGCGCCUCACCCCUGCCUGGGCUCCUUACUCCUGCUGUUACCAUGGCUUUGCCCAGCAUCUGGCUUCUUCCCCAACAUCUGGAGCCUGGUGGCUGCCCCCAGUUCCAUCACCCACCAGGACCUGACAGAGGAAGCUGCUCUCAAUGUUACCUUACAGCUCUUCCUGGAACGGCCACCCCCUGGCAGGAAUCCCCUCCGCCUGGAGGACUUCCAGGGCCGGACAUUGCUGGCUGAUGACCUCUUUGCUGCCUACUUUGGGUUUGGGACCCCAACCCGCCGAUUCCGGGCAGCCCUUGGUGAGGUGGCUCGUGCCAAUGCAGCCCAAGACUUCCUCUCAGUGACCAGGAAUGACCCUGAGCUGCACUUUGAUGCAGAACAGCUGAUUGGGAGCCAGGCCCGCCUUGUGGGGAGCCUUCGGGAAGCCCUCAGUGCUGCCCGUGCCCUGGAAUACACUCUGGCCCGCCAACUCCUAGGAGCCAUGCUACAUGCCUUACAGGAUUUCUACAGUCAUAGCAACUGGGUAGAGCUGGGAAAGCAGCAGCCCCACCCUGACCUCCUGUGGCCAGGACGGAAGCUCAAGAACUUGGCACAGGCUGGGGACCCGAUGUGCUCUGACUGUGAAGAGCUCAGCUGCCCUGGAAAUUUGCUGGGUUCCAUAUUCCUCACCUCUGGCUAUUUUGGGGCAGAACCCCCCAAACCUCCAGGGAAAUGUAGCCAUGGGGGCCAUUUUGACCAGAGCAGCCGAGAUAUCCCCCGAGGGGGCAUCAAUAAGGACAGCACCUCUCCAGCUUUCUCACCACACCAUGAUUUGCACCCUCAAGCUGCCCAGCUUGCUCUCCAGGCCUCAAUCCAGGCCCUGAACCUCCUUCGGGGCCGAUUAGGGGAUACCGGAUUUUCCAGGCUCCUGCAGAUCUCCCCAGCCUCAGGCCUGAGCUUUGUCCUGGACACUACAGGCAGUAUGGGGGAAGAAAUUAAUGCAGCCAAAAUACAGGCUCGGAGAAUCAUUGACCAACGCCGUGGUGGCCCCAUGGAGCCUACCCACUACAUUCUUGUGCCUUUCCAUGAUCCUGGAUUUGGACCUGUCCUUAAGACCAGUGACCCUGAUGCUUUCUGGAAACAUCUUAAUGAGAUCCAUGCCCUAGGGGGUGGAGAUGAGCCUGAGAUGUGUCUGUCAGCCCUGGAGCUGGCCCUGCUCCACACACCCCAGUUCUCAGACAUCUUUGUCUUCACUGAUGCCUCCCCCAAGGAUGCCCAUCUCACCAAUCGUGUAGAGGCCCUGAGCCAGAAGCAGCACUGCAAGGUGACAUUCUUGGUGACGGAGGACCCAUCAAGGCGGGUUCGAAGAGAGGUCCUUUCCCCAAAGCGGUUUGAACCAUACCAGUCAAUAGCCAUGGCUUCAGGAGGAGAAGUCAUCUUUACCAAGGACCAGUAUAUUCAGAAUGUGGCAAGUGUGGUGGGGGAGAGCGUGGUGGAUAUGGUGACCCUAGCCCUGGUGCCUCCUGUCCUGAAUCCUAAGGGGUCUCUCAUGUUCCACGUGGACAAGAUGCUUCAUGGGGUCAUCAUCCAUCUCCAUGGAGAGAUAAGCACUUUUAGGAUCUCAGACCCCACAGGUAUUUCUCAGGAUAUUGAUCAGGAUUGGGGGCCUCUGGGUCAUAUUCAGUGCUUUGGUCAGUUCUGGACAGUGAACCUAAAUGACCCCCCUCAGGUUGGGGCCUGGGUGAUAGAGAUCACAGCACAGGGGACACCUGGAGUAAAAGUGAAAGGUCUUCAUACUUUGCUUCUGGUUGAAGUGAUGGGACUGGUUUCUGGCAUCCCCAACAUGAAUCACUCUCACAUUAUCCUUCGGGGAAGCCCAGGGGGUCAAGAGUUGGACAGUGUGGCCCUGAAGCCAACAGGGGCCCCUGAACAGGGACUUUUCACUGCCCUCCUGGACCCCAACGUCCUUCACACCCAAAGACCUUUCUUCCUGGAGUUGAUUGGCCAGGAUGAUAAGGGAUCCAGUCUUCAGAGAGUAGCCUCUCAGCCUUGCACUGUGGUUCCCGUCCUUCUUGAGCUCAGUGGUCCUUCUGGCCCUCUUAGCCCUGGCCACCAGGCUGUGCUCAGUCUCCAAAUCUCUAGCUUCUCAGGACCCUGGGACCUCAUCAUUACAGCUUCUGUCAACCCCAGCUUCCCCCUCACCUCCAACCUCUCUAGGGUUCACCUGGGGCAGAAUGAGUCAGCCUGGGGGCAAUUCUGGCUACAGGUUCCUGGCUCAGCCACACUGGACUCAUUAGUGACAUUGACAGUGACAGCAGAGGCCGAGUCCAACAACUCUUCCCCCCCUGCACAUGCUGUCCUCCAGCUCUUGGUGCAGGCCUUCCCCCCACAGGAGCCACUGGAUGACCCUGGCCCCUCUUCAAGGCCAAGUCACAACAUGGCUAGGCCGGACUUACACACCUCCACUCUGGGGCCCCAGAGGAGUGGGGCUGGGGGUACCAUGGGAGCUGGCCCUUGGUGGGGGCCGGUGAGGGGGUUGUUGCUGGUGCUUGGCAUAGCAGCCUGCUGAUGCCUUCCUGCCCACAUCCCCAAAUAUGGUUCUUGGGUAGGAAAGGGAGGCUCUGCCUCUGACCCUGCCCAGAUCCUCCCAGGAGGCCCUGACCCUUCCUCUCCUCUACCAAUCCAGAGACUGGGGUUUCUCCUUCAAAUCGUGGCAGUCAUUUUGUUUCCUUUCAGGUGAAAGAGUUGGGGUGAGGGGAGGUCAAAGGAGAGAAAGAUUUUUCUCAUAAUGCACUAUUUUGCCCUCUCCCCUACAACGUUUUUUUGGGAAUCAAAUCAAAGACUGAUUUUUGGAGAAAAUUACUUUAGUUUUGUUACCUUAGCGUGCCCUUCCCUGCCUCCCAUCCCCUUUUCUCUAGUCCAGGGACUGUUGGUUAUGGAAAUUUUAAUUUGAGGCCUGUGAAUUGGUUUCUGUUUUAUUUUUGUAGGGAAAGAUGACAGGAUAUUGAUAUUAAUAUUUUAAAUAAAUUCUCAAUAAAUGGUGUUG
Molecule: messenger RNA, 3204 nt
Organism: Phascolarctos cinereus (koala)
Lineage: Eukaryota; Metazoa; Chordata; Mammalia; Diprotodontia; Phascolarctidae
Source: RefSeq, a predicted model, not a curated record